AUGCAAGAAAGUGACGAUGAAGAUGACGUCCCAGAUAAUUCAGCUGGAGUACAUGAACCGGAUGAUGAUGAAGAGUAUCUGGAAGCUAAUGAUACAGAUGGGAGUGGGUCGGAAGAACAGAACCCUGGAAAUGAAGGUCAAGAAUUAGAGAAUUCCGAUAAUGAGGAGAUGGCUGGGAUUGGGGGUGAGCAAGACAUGCCGGAGAUUGAUGUCGGGCACGACGUGGCAGAAAACCAACAUGAGAACGAAGACGAGGGACAAGAAAUUCCGGGAAGUUCGGGCAACUCCGGCAUUGAUCGUUCUGAGGAUGAAGACUACAUUGCCGAUGAAACUGAUGAUGAUUCAGAUGGAGAAGAAGAAAUGCCUUGGAUUGAGGGUGAGCAAGACAUGCCAUUACCGGAAAUUGGAAACCAAGAACAGGGCCAGGACAACGAAGGAGAUGGGGAAGAAAUUCUGGGAAGUUCGGGCGACACCGGCGUUGAUCAUUCCUCGGAUGAAGAUCAUGUUGCGGAUGACACUGAUGAUGAUUCAGAUGGAGAAGAAGAAAUGCCUUGGAUUGAAGCUGAGCAAGACAUGCCAUUGCCUGAAAUCGAAAACCAAGAACAGGGCCAGGACAACGGAGAAGAUGAGGAAGAAAUUCAGGGAAGUUCAGGCUACUCCGGCAUUGAUCGUUCAUCGGAUGAAGACUACGUUGCUGAUGAAACUGACGAUUCAGAUGAUUACUAA
Molecule: messenger RNA, 726 nt
Organism: Oldenlandia corymbosa var. corymbosa
Lineage: Eukaryota; Viridiplantae; Streptophyta; Magnoliopsida; Gentianales; Rubiaceae
Source: the annotation of a GenBank genome assembly